AUGGACAUAAACAGCGCCUUCCUCCACGGUGAUCUAAAUGAGGAGGUGUACAUGCUUUUGCCUCCCGGAUUCCACAGUCCAAAAUCGAACCAAGUCUGCAAGUUGAUGCGAUCUUUAUACGGGCUUAAGCAGGCAAGCAGACAAUGGAAUGCAAAGCUCACUGUUGCACUGCUUCAUGAUGGUUUUAAACAAUCAAGGUUAGACCCAUCUUUGUUUACGAGAGGAACGGAAGCCAACUUCAUUGCUUUACUAGUUUACGUGGAUGAUAUAAUCAUGGCUAGUUUUCUGAGAAUUGAAGCAAAGGCAUCAGAUGAAGGACUUAACAUCUGCCAACGUAAAUACGCCAUAGAUAUAUUGGAAGAGGCGAGAUUCCUUGGCUGCAAACCAGCUAGCACGCCAAUGACACAUGGUUUAAAGCUAAGCCAUAAUGAUGACAUUCACAUUGAUGAUGUAAGUAGUUAUAGAAGACUGAUAGGGAGACUCUUAUACCUCACUGCAACAAGGCCAAAUCUCACUUAUGUCAUUCAACAAAUUAGUCAGUUUAUUGAUGCUCCCACAGACAAGCAUUUCUCAACAGCACAUCGUGUAUUAAGAUACAUUAAGAGCUCGCCUGGGCAGGGCCUUUUCUAUCCCAAAAAUAGUGACAUGCAACUAAAGGUCUUCUCCGAUUCAGACUGGGCUGCCUGCUCCGAAAUGCAAAAAUCCAUCACUGGAUAUUGCAUAUUCUUAGGGCAUGCUCUGAUUUCUUGGAGAUCCAAGAAGCAACCAACGGUCUCUAGGUCAUCAUAUGAAGCCGAAUACCGUGCCCUGGCUGCAACUGUAUGUGAAGUGCAAUGGCUCACGUACUUACUUCAAGAUCUGCAAGUGAAGGUUACUAAGCCGACAACAGUCUUCUGUGACAAUAAGUCAGCCGUUGCCAUUGCCGAGAAUCACGUGUUCCAUGAACGCACCAAACACAUCAAUAUUGAUUGUCAUAUCGUCUGA
This is a messenger RNA of Ipomoea nil (Japanese morning glory), 984 nucleotides long. RefSeq lists its product as uncharacterized. The transcript is spliced from 2 exons. The record is from RefSeq and is a predicted model, not a curated record. The coding region runs from base 1 to 984 and encodes 327 amino acids. NCBI's taxonomy places the organism in Eukaryota, Viridiplantae, Streptophyta, Magnoliopsida, Solanales, Convolvulaceae.